UGAGACAGUCACCGAGUCGGUUGACAGUAAAUUGUUGGAAGAAAAUGUGAGCAAUGUGAGACCAAUUAAAAUGACAAGAUUAAGAGCUAUUUAUGGUGAACCAGCAGUAGCAUCGGUGAGUACGCAUGAAUCUGACAGUAAGGUGUGUUUUUUUAAUGGGACUGGAGGAAAAUGCAUAGAGUCUCGACGUUUGAUUUGGACAACAAAGUUAAAACUUCUGCUAUGAAGACUUAAAAUUGGACACUACUUGGAAAACUUGCAUUUGAUGACAUGCAUGCGAUGGACGUCAUUGUAUAAUUCUGUAAGGAACAGAUCAGAGAGUAGUAUUAUUAAAGAUGAAUGGGAAGAGGUAAACCUUGAAGCAUUUGCAGAGCUAACAAUGUAUAUUGAGGAAAGUCUAUGUGAAGGAACAACUGUGUUUUGUUGUCUGAUCUGGUAAAGCUAUACACAACCCGAUUAGAGCAGCUGUCAGGUAUGAAGAUCCAAGUAGAAUUAACUCUACCAGACUGAAAGAAAAGCUGUUAUUAUAAAUGGCAGACAUGUAUGCUCAUACAGAUGGAGGUUUGUCUAACGUGUCAGGAUAGGAAUAUAGGAAUUUAGGAAUAUAUUUGAAGAAGCUUUAAGAGUAAUGAAUAAGAUUGGGGAUGGCAUCUCUCUAGUUCUGACAAGUGAAUUCCAACAUGGACAACUCUUCCAGAGGCGUCCAAGAUCUGCAAAGAGCUUAUUAGAUGUGGAUGUAAGCAAGCCUGCCGUGGUCUGUGAAAAUGCACCAAAGCAGACCUACCAGGUUCCCGUUUUGUGUCAAUGUGCAGGGAGUUGCUACUAUAUAACAUAUUCAUUUUAUGCGCAUACCGUUUUUUUGUUUAUAUUUAAACUCGAUUAUAUAUGUAACAUUUAAAUGGUUCAACAGUCUAUUCAAUUAAUUAUAAGUGGCUUAAUGCCUUCAUUACACAAUUGUGAACUUCAGUAAUUUAAAUAUAAGGUCAUUUCGUAAUAAUGGACACACACAGAAUUGGAGAGCCUAUGGGUGGACGUGGAGGUGGAAUUGUCGUAGUAUUUGACAAGGGAGACAAACACCGUAAUGUGUGUGAAAGGAUUUGCAAGCGACUGAGAUGGUCCAAGGUUGAUACCGAGUCACCUCUUUCUCUAGCCCUGCUGAAAAAGGAAACAGAAAGUGAAAGCGAUAGAGAAGGUAAAGCGAGCCCUGUCAAGAAGACACGCGUAGAUCUGACUACCAUCAGUGAUCGUGAUGAAAGCGAUAGAGAAGUGAUAGCGAUAGAGAAGGUACACCAAGCUCGGUCAAGAAGACACGCAUAGAUCUAACUGCCAAAAGUGAUAGUGGUGAUAGCGAGGGGCACAGUGAAGUGAGCUCCAUCGAGAAGUCAAGAGUGUGCCUUACUGCUGGCAGUGAUAGUGACAAUGAUAGCAGGGAAGAAGGUGCGGUUUUAUUCAAGGAAUCUGAAAUCAUAUUUCAAAUUUGCUAUAUGGAUAAAAACAGAUGAGAGUGACCAUGAAACUAAGCCAACAAA
Messenger RNA from Exaiptasia diaphana, 1529 nucleotides. RefSeq lists its product as uncharacterized. The transcript is spliced from 5 exons. Bases 997 to 1317 code for a protein of 106 amino acids. The record is from RefSeq and is a predicted model, not a curated record. Lineage: Eukaryota; Metazoa; Cnidaria; Anthozoa; Actiniaria; Aiptasiidae.